This is a messenger RNA of Leucoraja erinaceus (little skate), 2001 nucleotides long. RefSeq names its product phospholipid scramblase 1-like. The record is from RefSeq and is a predicted model, not a curated record. Gene Ontology annotation, biological process: plasma membrane phospholipid scrambling. Gene Ontology annotation, cellular component: plasma membrane. The transcript has 12 exons. Gene Ontology annotation, molecular function: phospholipid scramblase activity. NCBI's taxonomy places the organism in Eukaryota, Metazoa, Chordata, Chondrichthyes, Rajiformes, Rajidae. The coding region runs from base 387 to 1292 and encodes 301 amino acids.
UCCUGUUUAUAUUUAUCCUGCUGCAGAAGUCGGAGACAUGUCUUGUUCUUGGUUAUGGAUCUUGUUGGGGUUUUCUGCUGGCAAACUGAUGUUUUGUUUUACAGCCAAAUAUAUCUAUAAUGUAAAAUACCACCGCUUUCCGUAUUAUUAGCUGGCUUUAUUGGACUUACCGUCUUGCAUUGGCUGCUCCUUUUCCAGAAUAUAAGGUGUCUGCAUUAACUGCACGAAGCGGCCUCUGAUCCUGGGCCUUUCGACAGAGAGCGAUACGUCACAUUUUGGCGUGAAAGGAGUCCAUUUUAUGGAGGGUCAAGGAUCAUAUCCUCCUCAAGCGCCCAGUGCUCCUCACCACCCUCCUGCGCCAGUUCUUUACACACCACCAAAUUAUUAUGAAGCUCCACCAGUCGGUGUUGUUGGAUCAUAUCCUCCUCAAGGGCCCAGUGCUCCUCCCCACCCUCCUGGGCCAGUUCUUUACGCACCAAAUUAUUAUGAAGCUCCACCAGCCAGCGCUGUUGCUAAUAAUGAUGAUCAAGGAAAGGUGGAACCCACAAUGGCCCAUUGUUGGAUGUGGAAAAGAUACUUAUGUUCCUGAACGCAGUCCUGCUUUCUAUCAACAAAUGCAGGUGGCGUGGAUGCAAGCACCAGCCCCUAUUCCUAACUGUCCACCCGGCUUAGAGUACCUUACAAUGAUUGACCAGAUAUUUGUUUAUCAGCUGUUUGAAUUCAUUGAAGCCUUGACAGGAUUUGAGACCAAAAACAAGUACGAACUAAAAAACAGCAUGGGGCAGCGAGUUUAUUUUGCAGUUGAAGAAAGCGAAUUCUGCAAUCGAUUGUGUUGUGGCGCUAAUAGAGCAUUUUCCAUAAAGAUUAUGGAUAAUCUAAACCAAACCGUCCUGAAUCUUGUGCGUCCGUUAGGGUGUCAUUCUUGCUGGUGCCCUUGUUUACAUCAUCGGAUGGAAGUUCAAGCACCACCAGGAACAAUUAUUGGCUACGUUGUUCAGGAAUGGAAUCCUUGCAUACCUAUUCUAAGCAUCCAGAAUGAAAUGUCUGAAACAAUAUUGAAAAUUAGAGGUCCCUGCAUGCAAUUCAGUUGUUGUGGCGACGUAAACUUUAAAGUUUUGAGUAAGGAUGAGUCCACUGUUGUUGGAAAGAUAUCAAAGAAGUGGACAGGUCUUCUACGUGAAUUCUUCACAGAUGCUGAUAACUUUGGAAUUCAGUUUCCUAUGGAUUUGGAUGUUAAAGUUAAAGCUGUCCUCAUUGGAGCAUGCAUAAUGGUGGACUUUUUUGUACUUUGAGCAAAAUUCUGGAGGGAAACACGGAGCUUGGCAGAUGAUGUAGCUAAAGAAUAAUAUAACUUUGCCAGAAAUAUCAUGAUGCUACUUCAGUAAGGAAUAAAAAUGAUCUGCACGACUUUGCUGACAUCCAGUUAUGUGCCUAACUCAAUGUGGAUCAAUAGGGAUGAAAGAAAUUCACUGGUAUUCCUUUGCGAGCUUGCAGUUUUUAACCUGCAGCAAUGUCUUCAUUUAUGAUUUAACAAAGCCACAGGUGUCAUUUUGAAAUGUGGAUUUGCGUUUUUAUAUCACACAAGAUUGUGAUUUAUCAGUGUUUACUGUUUUGUCUGUAAUAACAUUGUACUGUUACUAGAAUAAACUGAAAUUAUUUUCUGGGUAUUUCCUUCAAUCUAUUUUCACUUUGCUACUAUAAUAAAGCAAAAUAUAAUGGAAAGCCAUGUACGGGGAUCUCUGGGGGUCCUGUAAUAUAUUCAGUGUAGUUUGAGACCUUGAAUGGGGUCAGCUCCAACCUAACUCUAAAGCAUUUUGUUGAGUUUGUUCUGUACCAUAAUAUGUCCUCAAUAUACAAAAAUAAUGUACAUUUGCGUCAGACCUCACUUUCAAUAAUGCUGAUAUUUAGCAUCAAAAUCUUUGAUUUAAUUUUUUUUUAAUUCAGCCUGACAUAACGAGUUAAUGCCAAUAAAAGUGGAUGUUAUUUAUACUUGUGCCCUGG